Molecule: messenger RNA, 1168 nt
Organism: Oncorhynchus nerka (sockeye salmon)
Lineage: Eukaryota; Metazoa; Chordata; Actinopteri; Salmoniformes; Salmonidae
Exons: 4
Coding region: 267-926 (219 amino acids)
Source: RefSeq, a predicted model, not a curated record
ACCAAGAGGAGUAUCUGUGCCUUGAAGUGGUCAACAGUGGACAUUACCUGCACGUAUAGACAUCCCAGCUGGCAUAACGUCACAGAAGUAUCCUGGUUCAACAAAUGGGAGACUGGAGUUACUACAGAUCUAAUCCAGGACCCAGAGUAUGCAGGUCGUGUGAAGUACCAACCAACUACAGACAAGGGCUCCACCAUGAGAAUCACAGACCUGAGAGAGAGUGACUCUGCUGAAUAUAAGUUUAGAUUUACAACAACUGCGGUAAAAUGGGGAAACAGCUUCCCUGGAACAACUCUGUCACAGACCUGCAGGUGAAGGAGACUCCUGGCACAGAGGAAGGGAAGGUGACACUGACCUGUAGCACCACCUGUACUCUAACUGACAAUCCCACCUACAUCUGGUACAAGAACGGACAACUUCUCACCAACCCAAACACCCAAGAUAACUACCUCUACUUAGACCAAAUCAGCAGUGGGGACGCAGGCAGCUACUCCUGUAGUGUUAAAGGCUACGAGAAUCUCCGUUCUCCUGUUACAUUCUUUGGGGAGCCAAAGUCUUUGAAGAAUGCAGUUGUAGGAAUCAUAGUGGUUAUUCUAAUUCUCAUACUCUGUCUCUUUGGGUUCAUGUGGUUCAGGAAGAAGGCCUCCAAAUCCACCUCUGACACAAGAGACAGAAGAGACACAGCAGAGAACGGACAGAGAGACUCUAAUCCAGUGUAUGACAACAUCUCAGGCAUGAACUUGUCCCCUAUUGCAGCACAGAGAGCGAUCACAGACGAGCAGGAUGAUAUUACCUACGCCAGCAUCCAACACAGAAACCAGGAAGUGCCUCUGGACUCCACCGUCCCACCGUCUCUCCCUCAGAAACAGGACGAGGAUUUCCAGUAUGCUACUGUGAAAUUCAACAGCCCCAGUGCUGCUCAAUAGACAUUGGGAGGGAUUCAAUCCAAUCAUAGGUUAUAGACAUUGGAAGGGAUUCAAUCCAAUCAUAGGUUAUAGACAUUGGGAGGGAUUCAAUCCAAUCAUAGGUUAUAGACAUUGUGGCUUUUAAUGUAAUUUUUUUUUUUUUAUGCUUUUGGAAAUGCUAUAUAAUUCCUCAAUUAAAAUGUCUUUGAUUUCGGCUUGAACUAUCUUUUUAAAUUAAAGUACAGGCCAAACUGUUCAGUCCA